AUGUUAUCGGUGCCUUUUAUUAUAUUAAUGCCAUUUUAUUCGGCGAUGCCUUUUUAUUCAAUGCACGACAACUUUAUUCUCCAGUGUUUGUUUCAUUCUGUUGAUAUAAUUCUAGAUAAAAAUGUCUGGUGCACCUUUGCCAAAAUUAUGGUCAAUCCAGCAAAAUACGCAUCGUCUGAUGCAAUUUUGAAACGCAAUGUGAUGGCGUUAAUGGACGAAUUCGAGGAAGAAUUAAAAACUAUGAGUGGCAAAUGCAUGGACAUCGGAUGCGGCCCGGGCGACAUUACCAAAAAUAUCACUUUGCCGUCUCUUGAUAAGAGUGCUGUAAUGAUCGGUACGGACAUUUUAAAAGACAUGGUCAAGUAUGCUAAUGAGAAGUAUAGUGAAGACGCGCGAAUCGUAUUUGAAGUAUUGGAUGUUCAGACUAAAUGUCUUCCCACGAAAUAUAUUUCCGAAUUCAAUAAUAUAUUCUCAUUUCACGCUUUAAAUUGGUGCAGCAAUAUACGACAAGCAUUUAAUAACAUCUACGAGAUGCUUCAACCCGGUGGAACCAUGUUUGUGAAUUUGGUAGCUUCUCAUGAUUUAUUUGAUGUUUUCAUUCCACUAUCGCAAAAUCCCCGCUAUGCUUUCUACAUGCCGGUUUAUGUCGUAUUUGCGGUGGAAAGUGAGUGCGCUUGCCGCACGGCGCCAAUCAGUUGCACAUCUUUCUUUCAGGAAGCGAGCGAUUCGCAAGCUCGUAAAGGGAGAUUUUUGUUCGACGAUUUAUUCGGCAUCGAUAUCACGAGCAGCGCUGACGUGGACGAGGAGAGGCUGAGAAAUUGCACAUGUGAAUGCGGCUUAUCCAACCAAGAGAAUCGAAUUGUCGGUGGACGUCCUACCAUACCGAACAGAUAUCCUUGGGUCGCGAGGAUUGUGUACGACGGUCGUUUUCACUGCGGCGCUAGUCUGCUCAACAAUGAUUAUGUAAUUACAGCUGCCCAUUGCUUACGGAGACUGAAGCGGUCAAAGAUCCGCAUAGUACUCGGUGAUUACGAUCAAUACGUGAAUACCGACGGAGUCGCCGUAAUGAGAGCGGUGAGCGCUGUGAUACGUCACCGGAACUUCGACAUAAGUUCCUUCAAUCACGACGUAGCGUUGUUGAGACUCCGUAAAUCCGUCAAGUUCUCGAAGAAGGUCCGCCCGGUCUGCCUACCUCAACCAGAUACUGAUCCCGCCGGGAAAGAAGGGACGGUGGUGGGAUGGGGUCGGACGUCGGAAGGAGGCAUGUUGCCCGCGAAGGUGCACGAAGUACAAGUGCCGAUAUAUAGUUUGUCGCAAUGCCGAAAGAUGAAGUACCGGGCGAAUCGGAUCACUGACAAUAUGAUCUGCGCCGGUCGAGGUGGCCAAGAUUCCUGUCAAGGAGACAGUGGCGGUCCGCUUCUUGUCCAGGAAGCCGAUAAACUUGAAAUAGCAGGUAUCGUGUCCUGGGGUGUCGGAUGUGGAAAACCUGGCUACCCCGGGGUUUACACAAGAGUAUCCCGGUAUCUCAAAUGGAUCCACGCAAACAUGAAGGACGGCUGUUUGUGCGCCAAUUGAGGGCCUGUUUUCGUCUCCACUUUGUGUAUGAAGCUUAAAGGAACACACCGCGCGAUUACGGUUGACUGUCGUGACCACACGUUUUUUCAUGUUAUUAUUUAUAUGAAAAAAAAAGGAAAUUUACUUAGUGAUCGAUCGUUCUAAUAUAUAUAAUUAAGCAUAGUUCCUUGCAUAGUGGCCAUUAUUAAUGUUAGCGUUAAUGUUAGCCGCAGCUUGACUACGUAAAGUGGACGGUAUGAGAAACGUGUGGCAACUUUGUUUUUGCAAUCCAGGUACACAAUUUAGAGCACAACUAUGGUUAAAAUUCGCGUCGCAGGUUUCCAUCGCGCACCGUCGGCCACGUACGAAUAGCGGUCGAACGUUUCCGGAAUAAUCAGCGACCGAUAACGGUUUACUGUCAAACCGGGCUGAAGUCAACGCGCGCGCAUAUUCCGUGCGCAAAAGCGUCUUUGUCGCGCCUAAUUAGAAUAAAUAUGCUUAUUCCCGAAAAGAAAAUAUCGAAAUUCAAAAAGUAGGACCAUGUCCCGAAAAGUCACAGUCCUGAAAAGUGAAUAUCAGGACGAUAUCCUGAAAUAUUAGAAAAAAAUUAAGUUGUUUCGCAAAGUUAUAAUUUCCUCCAAUAUUUCGGGAGAUUGUCUCGAUAUUCAGUUUUCGGGAUUGUGACUUUUCGGGAUAAUCGCAUGUUUUCAGUUUUUAGUUUGUAAC
Messenger RNA from Dinoponera quadriceps, 2280 nucleotides. RefSeq names its product serine protease hepsin-like. Gene Ontology annotation, biological process: proteolysis. The transcript has 9 exons. Gene Ontology annotation, molecular function: S-adenosylmethionine-dependent methyltransferase activity; serine-type endopeptidase activity. Bases 1 to 1575 code for a protein of 524 amino acids. Lineage: Eukaryota; Metazoa; Arthropoda; Insecta; Hymenoptera; Formicidae. The record is from RefSeq and is a predicted model, not a curated record.